GUAAAAUGACUCUUAUUAAAUCAAUACUACUUCUGAAAAUGAUUACACUAUCAUUGCAAAAUGUGAAAGAAGUGCAUACAACAUGUCCAUUUCAUGAUUUAUUUGCUGGUAACGCUGCUGGUGCUCCACCACCAACCACACCACCCUCAGGAGCAGAUUUUUGCAAUCUGGGACCAACAACAUGUGAGGACUCUAAAUACCGAACUAUAGAUGGAUCUUGCAACAAUUUGGCCAAUCCACUUCUUGGCAUGGCCAAUUACAAAUUCGCACGAUUAUUACCAGCAAAGUAUAGCGAUGGAAUUCAUCAACCAACUGGCUCACUUGCCGGUGGACCAUUACCGAAUGCAAGAUCUAUAUCGUUAUCGUUAUUCGGCGAACGAGACGUUCCAGAUCCAGAUUUUACACUCAUGAAUAUGCAAUGGGGUCAAAUAGUUGCUGGUGAUUUCAGUCGGAUGGGAAAUGGUUCUUCAUCAAAUCGUUACGUCCCUUGCUGUUCCCUUGAUUUUCGCUACCUCGAAAGAAAUCCCGAAAUUUGUUUCAAUCUUGACAUUCCACCAGAAGAUCGAAUCAAUUUACAACAUGGAAUUGAGUGUAUGGAAUUCAUUAGAACAUUAACCGAUGAAGGUACAAAUUGUGACUACAAUGGCGGACCAGUAGAACAAUUGAAUGCAGUUACUAGUUACAUGGACUUGUCGAUAUUAUACGGUAACACAAUUUCGACAAGUCGUAGCUUGCGUUCUUUCCAGAGAGGUCGACUGAAUGUCGAAGAACGAAAUGGCAACGAAUGGUUGACAAAGAAUCCAUUGCCAACCAUUUUCUGUAAUGUUGAUGAUGAAAAUGAAAUUUGUUAUGCUGGUGGUGAUAUUCGAGUGAAUUCAUCGCCGGGUGUUACCAUUUUGGCAACAAUGUUUCUUCGUGAACACAAUCGUUUAGCUGGUGAAUUGGAAAAAUUGAAUCCACAUUGGACGGAUGAAGUGUUGUUUCAGGAAGCUCGAAGAAUUAUUACGGCACAAUUUCAACACAUAACCUAUUACGAAUUGUUGCCAAUCUUUUUGGGUCGGGAUAAUAUGCUGAGAAAUAGGUUGAUCUAUGAUGUGCCUGAGGAUUGUCAUGUCAAUGAUUAUGAUCCUUAUGUUGAUGCAACUACUUUAAAUGAAUUUGCUACUGCCGCUUUCAGACACUUCCAUUCACAAUGUGAGGGUCGUUUGGAUUUGAUCUCGGAGUUGAGAAAUGUUAAUGGUUCGGUUCUUCUACGUGAUUGGUUCAAUAAACCUGAACUUAUUGAAAUUGGUGAUAAUUUCGAUUCGCUUUCAAGAGGAAUGGGAUCGCAACCACAACAGCUAACUGAUAUCAAUAUUGAUGUAGAGGUCAAACAUUUUUUGUUGCGAAACAACAAACCAUUCGGUUUGGAUCUUCGUGCAAUCGAUACUCAUCGUGGUCGCGAUCAUGGUUUAGCUUCCUACAACGACUUUAGAGAAUUUUGUGGAAUCAGGAGGGCUAACACUUGGGAAGAUUUUUUAGAUCUCAUAAAUCCUUAUAGCGUUGAGGGUCUAAAAGCUUUUUAUAACAGUCCUGAAGAUGUUGAUUUAAGUGUUGGUGGAUCAUUAGAGGAUCCUGUACCUGGAACAUUAGCUGGCCCAACAUUUUUAUGCAUUUUAAUUGAACAAUAUUAUCGAACUCGAGUUGGUGAUCGGUUCUUUUAUGAGAAUGAUAAUCCUAGGACAGGAUUUACAAAAGAGCAACUAAGAGAGAUUCGCAAAGCAAGUGCGGCUAGAAUAAUGUGUGAUAAUGGAAAUAAUAUUCAAACAAUGCAGCGCAGUGCUUUCAUAACUGUUUCAAAAACAAAUCCAAUUGUGUCGUGUGAAGAGCUCCCGAAACUUGACUUAUCAAAAUGGAUUGAUAGAUCUCAAACAAAGUCUAACUAAUUGCGACUAAUUACGAUAAUAC
Molecule: messenger RNA, 1947 nt
Organism: Episyrphus balteatus (marmalade hoverfly)
Lineage: Eukaryota; Metazoa; Arthropoda; Insecta; Diptera; Syrphidae
Product: peroxidase-like
Exons: 8
Coding region: 6-1925 (639 amino acids)
Biological process (GO): response to oxidative stress
Molecular function (GO): peroxidase activity; heme binding
Source: RefSeq, a predicted model, not a curated record